Podospora bellae-mahoneyi is the source of this 1871-nucleotide messenger RNA. RefSeq lists its product as uncharacterized. Gene Ontology annotation, cellular component: nucleus. Lineage: Eukaryota; Fungi; Ascomycota; Sordariomycetes; Sordariales; Podosporaceae. The record is from RefSeq and is a predicted model, not a curated record. The coding region runs from base 144 to 1871 and encodes 575 amino acids. The transcript has a single exon. Gene Ontology annotation, biological process: DNA damage response; regulation of DNA-templated transcription; DNA replication-dependent chromatin disassembly. Gene Ontology annotation, molecular function: histone H3K56 acetyltransferase activity.
CCCACGCGACCAGGCUUGCUCCCCAGCACGCCAGGCACGCCUGCUCGAGCUCCAGCUCCAGCUCCCUGGGCUCCAUCUUGUCUGCCACGGCACUGCAUUGGAACCUGGGAUAUCACUUUGUCUCCAGGGCCUCGACCACCACAAUGUCUUCGUCCACCACAUCCUCGACCUUCAGACGUGCCUUCAAGAGUGUGACUCCGACUCCAACCAGCACCGACACCCUUCGCGAUCGACUCGCUGCCGUGUUGCCUCACGGCUUCAAGUUUGCCGUUUACCACCUCUCGACGCCCCCGACCAAGACCGAACCUCUCUGCUCGGCCCCACCAGACGAACGGCCAGACAAGACAUUUGGCGAAAGCCACUUCCUGACCAUCUCGAUAGAUCGCGACCACGAUGCGCCUGCCUCCUUAAAGCGCGCUUCGCCCGGUGCCGACGAGGCCAAAGCCACCGAGCCCAGAGCCCAGGUGUUGGUCUUUGCUGUCGAGAUCUUCAUCUUCACGACAGCCUACUCGACCACGCUGUUCGUGGGCAAGGCGGACUCGACUGGCUACCUGCAUCUUCUCAAGCUCCCCAAGGGCACCUCAUCGCCCAUCCGCCAAGUGACAGCCAUAUUCCUCGCCUACCUGAUCGAACAUCGUCGACGCAAGAACACACAGACCAUCGUGAACCUCUUUGCCCGCGCCCAGUCGCAGUAUCUGUUUCCAGGUAGCGUGCAAAAUGACGGCAAGCAUAUUCUCGACGACCGGGGCCUGGUCAAAUGGUGGUGCAGAGUGCUCAACCCGCUGAUGGAGGGAUUGAGAGGGGAGGCGUGGGGAACCCCGAAAGGGUACCUCCUCGUCCCGGGUCUGGAGGAGACUGACACGAGGGCCUUUGUUCCACGGACAGCUACGAGCGCGGACAACUGGGUUAUCGGCCAUCCCUUGGAAAAGAUAUCCCAUUACGUCGACGAGUUCGACUGGGUGCCGCCGCGCUGCCUGAUCCCGCGCUACCCCGACGACCCCAAAUCCCGAUUUCGCGACGAGCUGGACGAGGAGGUCUCCAAACGAAAGCAGGGAAUAUGGAAGUGGGCGAGCGUCAAAAAUCUUGACCAGUUCUGGGAAAUGAUGUCGUUUCGCCAGGAGUGCUCAAGCGGACGGCUCACUGGUUUUAUUUGGCUAGUUUUUAACCCCACCAAGAAGGAUACUGCCGCCCAAGCAAAGACUACCACGUCCACUUCGUCAUUUGACGCGCCAUUCUCGUCUCACAACCCACCCUCCACACCUCCCCGUCGGCGCGUGGAUAUCCUCGCUCAGACUCCACGCUCCAAUAGAGGCAGCCCGCUGAAACAAGAUUUGGAUGGUUUGCCCCCGCAACCGGAUCGUCGCAAGAAAAAGGACAAGUUGAAGAGAAAGAAGAAGCUGACGGGCCCCAUCAUAUCGCGACCGCCCAAGGUGAAGCGCCAGCUCCGCAACUAUCUACUCGACCGACCGACGUCGACAAAGUACUAUUACUGGCCCCUAGAAGGACGGGGUGCCAAAGUGGUUAGCGAGUCGGAAUACAAGAGGGAUAUCGAGCUUCUGUUGCACCUGGACUUUUCGACACUGGACAAGGCGGUGGGAAGUUCUCGGCGCUGGAUCAGCCAGGCAGGCGUUGGCGCUGACGAGUGGGGUGCUUCAGUUCUCGGUAAGGCUAAGACACAAGGAACCCUCUUUGGGAGUGUGAGCAGUGGUAAUCAGGGGGCCGUCGUGACCAACUUGACAGGACUAGUGCGCAGGAAAGGGCCAUCACAAGAGACAGGGCAAAGCACGGCAGGCUCUAAUGAGAGCGGGCCAAUCUCCAUCAAUGUCCUUGAUGCGGGGUUGAUACGAAAGAAGCCAAAGAACAAGGCAUGA